Messenger RNA from Episyrphus balteatus (marmalade hoverfly), 7561 nucleotides. RefSeq names its product myocardin-related transcription factor B (gene Mrtf). Bases 2466 to 7232 code for a protein of 1588 amino acids. Lineage: Eukaryota; Metazoa; Arthropoda; Insecta; Diptera; Syrphidae. The transcript is spliced from 6 exons. The record is from RefSeq and is a predicted model, not a curated record.
UUAUUAAGACUUAAAAAUAAAAAUAUCAUUUUCUUUUUAUUAGCUUUAGACCAGUUUAUACGAAUAACAUCAAUUAAAAAAUUUCAAGAUUGACGAUUAAAAGGACACUUGCAUGUCGUAAAUUUUGAACAUUAGACCAGUUUCUAAUCCACAUAAUCAACAAAGAACUGAGCAGGCAAUACAUUAAAAAAGUUUCAUGACUGAACACAAAAAGGACACUAGACCAGUUUAUACCAAACAAAGAAUUUGUAAAAUAAAAUUAAGAAGAUAAUAAAUGUUAAAAAUGUCAAGACUGGGAACACAAAGACUUUUGAAUACACAUAAGCACAUCUUUGUAUGUCCUUUAGACCAGUUUAUACCAAUAUGGAAAUUUGUAAAAAAAUCAUGAAUCCGACAAAUUUAAAGACUGACGACGAAAGAACUUUUUAAUAAAAACAUAAGCCUGUCUUCCAUCUGGUAUAAACUGGUCUAAUGCAAUAGUUUAUACCAAUAAUUUAUUGCUGAUCACUCAAAAAUGAUAAAUUUAAUUGAAUGAAAAAAAUUUUCGCUUUGAAAUUAUAAGUUCUUUACCAAAAUAAAUAAAUAAAUAACGCCCGUGUCAAGGCCCCCUUAUACGCCCCUGCUUAUAACCACUACCGGCCAGAAAUACGGGUAUUAAAAGAAAAAUGAUAAAAUAAAUAAUAAAAAUAUGAACAAAAAAAAAAAAUAACAAACAAAAACAAGAAAAAAAAAGUAUGGUCAAGCCAAAACUGAAGAAAAAGAAGAAGAAAAUUCUCUUUAAACGUCUUUUGCAGCAAUGACACACAACACACUACUAUACACAACUGCAAACAACUCUCAACUCGUAACUCGUUCUUUGCCUGCUUGUAACGAACAACACAAAAAAUCCUACCAAUAAUUCAUAGUCACUACUGUUGAGUAUGUUCACCAAAUCGCAGUCAUUUGAUUAAGUGUUGUUGAUAUUUUUUUGCUUACGAAUUUAUCGAUAAGAUAAAUAAAUAUCUAUAAAAACCUAUCUAUCGAGGGGAAUUUUCUAUCUGUAUUUUGCAAUUUGCGAUUAAAUCGAAUUUUCAAGAUGCGCGCAGAAUGUCUUUACGGUCUUGAUACAACGGUUGUUAAAAAUAUUUAAUGCAACAAAAAUUUACCCAAAACAGUUUGUAUAUCUGCGCGGUCAGUGGCGUGAAAGAAAAAAAACUCUUUAUAACGGCCGCCAGCAAUUAAUUUGCCGGUAAACAUUUUUUGUUUUUGUAACAAAGAUACAUUUGUAUCUAUUGACAUUAAAUUGGUGCAAAAACGAGUUUUCUUCUUCGUCUCUUCAAAAAACUCGGUGUGGCGUAUCCCCUUCCUCAACCUCUCUGUCACUGCACCACCAUAUUUUAAGAGGUAUACCUUAGUCUAGUUGUGGUGUGCAGUUUUGUUCUACUUGCUUAACCUGUAUCUGUCCAUCUGACGAGAUGAUGGUGCUCCAUUUACCUUGCAGUUUAUUCAAUGAAAAAAAGAUAUUUCGACCAAAUUGUGCGUAUAAAUUGGAUUUAAUAUAAAUUUACUAAGUUUUUUUUUUAUUUUGUGCCGCUAAAAUUGAUUAAAAUCGCCUGGCAGUGUUGGGCGUUUUUUUUUUGUUUUGUUUACCUUCACUCUAAAAACCAUAGAUUGACGUGAGCGUGGGGUUUGUGUAUAUGUUCAAUUCAGUGAUUUUAUUGAAAAUUUCUAACAAAUUCACUAAAAGCAAAAAAAAAAAAAUUUUGUUUGUUUGCAAGAAUAUCCUACACAGUUGAAUAAUUUCAGAAAUUUCCAAUAAUUCCAGGAAAUUAUGCUCAUGCAUAUUUUUUCGAGGCGAAAUCCACGCGAAUCCCGAUGAAGACAGUUGAUUUGUUUCAUUCACUAUUUGCAUAUCGAAAUCUAAUAAAAAAUAAAAAUGAAGAUAAAAAUGUUGUGUUUCUUUGAAUAUAUCAGAUUGAUUUCAAUCUAAAAUUUAAAUUUGUUGUUGUUUUUGAAAUAAUUUAGACCUCCCUCUUCCUACUAUAAGGGUUUCUGAUGUGAGCCGGGGGGUAAAAAACACGAAAGUUUAGUAUUGUUUACAUUACGUCAUACACAAAGCACAGCUGUUGAAUAAACAAGUAUUAUAUUUUUUGUUUCUUUCGUUCGUCAAGCAAAAAAAAAAACAUGGAGUUUUUCAUUAAUAUUUUUUUUUUCUAAAAAAUUUUAUAAUCGAUUCGUGAGUUAUUGAUGGAGUGCGAUUAUAAUUUUUACUUAUUUUGAGAGGUGAAGUGUGUUUUUUGUUUUUUAAUUUUUUUUUAUCGCCGAGAAAAAACGAGUAUAACAUUGAACUUUGAUAAAUAGUUUUGAGCAUUUACGACUUAACAGUGUAGCAGAGUCGUGAGUAUCAUUGACUCUUGAGUGAGUCUUAUGACUCAUUGGAAGAUUUAUUUGAUUGAACUUUUUACACAUUUGUAUGAAAUUGACAAAUGUUUGGUAAGCUCUCUGAUGCAAAUAACUUGAAAUCAAAAUUAAGUAAGUCUACGCACGGCGUGGACGGGCCUGUAUCGUGGCGUCUAACGCUCGAUCAGGAUCUUAUCGACACGCUAAAGGGGAGUUUUCCAAGUUGGUUUACAAACAAUAACAACAACAACAACAACAACAAUAUCAACAUAAAUAAUAACCUUAUAAACAACAUCAAUAAUAAUAACAAUAACAACAACACAACAACAGUUGAUAAUUCAGUAUCAUCAUCAACGUCAUCAUUGUCGGCAUCAUCAUCACCAUCAUCGGCAGGAUCUUCUUCAUCAUCUGAAUCUUCACCAACUUGUUCUUUGAAAUCAUCAUCAUCUUCUUCAUCAUCGUCGUCAUCUUCUUCGUCAUCAUCAUCAUCGUCUUCCUGUACAAAAGCAACAAAAUUAUCUAAAAAGGCAUUAUCAUCGGCCAUUAUUAAUAAGUGCAACAAUAAUAUCUCAAAGAAUUAUAAUAAAUAUAAUAAAAUAACAGAAUUAUCUUUGGCUGAUAUAACGUCGGAUUCAUCUUGCAACGGUUUGCUGGAACAUUUAUCGAAAAAUCUCGAUAGAUCAUAUUUGCAGGAUUCAAUCCUAUUGCACGACACAUUCGACGAUAUGUCCGAAGGUGAUCGCCUAUGCAAUCCGUCACUGUUUGGAAGUGAUGAUGGUACAAAUUCUGAUUUCUAUGAUUCAAGACAAUCACCGCCAAAAGCGAUCGUUGAUUCCAGUCCAUUGCAACCAGCGAUGGACAAAAAUAAAGAAUCGCUCAAAGUCAAGUUAAUGGUGCGAAGGCCCAUAACCCAACUGGUAGAGCAAGGAAUAAUUCCACCGCUCAAAACCUCACCAGCUAUACACGAACAAUGCAAGCAACUCGAACGUGCCAAAACUGGAGAUCUACUCAAAGCAAAAAUCCAACAGCGCCCCAAUCGCGAAGAGCUCGAGCGUCGUCACAUCUUGGAAGAAGAUGAAUGUCACAUUGAUCCAAGUCUUGCUGAAAAGCAACGUAUGCUCAAGAAAGCCCGUCUAGCUGAUCAAUUGAAUUCCCAAAUUCAGCAUCGACCCGGUCCAUUGGAACUAAUCAAAAAGAACAUACUCCACACUGAAAAGCCAAUUGAAAAAAUCGUCAAAGAAGGUUUGGUGUCAUUCAAAGCAACAAGCGAAGGUUUGCUAACAAGACCGCAACAUCCCAAUAGUUAUAUUACAUUCGAAGAUGACUCACAGAGUUCGGAAAGUGAUACACGCAACACUCCACCACGAACAACAACCGAUGUGCUUGAAGCAGCUGCUGCUUCGGCUGGCAUUGUUACAGUCGCCCUUACAAUUCCAACAAGUGGUGGGCAAGUUGUUGUCACAUCGGCACCGAUUCUUCAGACCAAAUUCCACACAACAUUGGCACCCUAUGUUCCUCCACCGCCGCCAUUGCCCACACGAGUGAAGCAAGAGACAGCAAAUCUCUUCGAAGAGCUUUGUCAGUCGGUAGCUGGGCCAAGUCCGAGUCCAGGUUAUUUGCCAUUGGCUCAUUCACCACUGUCGUUUGGUUCUAGUGCUUCAACGCUAAGUCCACUUUCGUCGGUGGCUUCUCCACCACAUUCGAUAACCCCAAGACCGACCAUAGCUUCACCAGCAUUGUCGCUUCAACAAUCGCAGAAAUCCGAUGCUCCGGGCAAGGACAAAAAUCGCAAGAAAAACAAAUCAAAGCCAGUUUCAAAGGCGAGAACAAUCAAAUUCCACGAGUACAAAGGACCACCGAGUGCUCAGAAGAUUUCAUCAUCCUCAGAAUCUAGUGCCACAGAAGAGACAUCUUACCAACUCAUGUUGGAACAGCAAAAUUGUUUGCUGAAAUUUCUGGAACAUCUCAAUAAAAAUCAGUCAAUAAUCCCUUCGACCACUGGUGCUCCCACCCCCAAAGUUGCUACAAUGACAACGCAGCAAUCGACUGUGAGUAGCAGUGAUGUCAGCACGUCAAGUUCCAUGUCCAUGUCGGCGGGAACUCCUCGUCCUCCACCAUUGCCAUCUCCAGCUUUAUCUGUGAGCUCGUCGAUUCCACCAAGUCCGGCAACAAGUUAUGCCGAAUCGACUUGUUCGCUGAGUGAAAACACUCGACUUGAGAAAAUGAAGGUUUCUGAUCUGAAAAUGCAUCUUAAGCGACGAAAUCUUCCUGUUUCUGGACCUAAGCCACAGCUCAUUGAACGUCUGAGACCGUAUUUGCCUUUUGACUCAAUGGAUUGCACCCCAGCGUCGAAUUCGGAAAUGCCGCCUUCCGUUGUGAGUAAUGAGACAUGUGAUGCUCCAGACACUACAGUGGCCAUGAUGGUGAAUUCACCUCGUCAAUCCAUGUCGCCAGAGGCAGUAAACGAUCAUCAAGAGCACAUGGAAGUCAUGCAACAGAUGGAUUCACCAAGACCUGUUGCCAUGCAGGUGCAACCACAAACUCAAACUACAACCUUCCUGACAUUGUCCAAUGAGGACCUCUUGCGGGAACAACAGCGGAAGAUCGAUGAACUCCAGAGGCAGUUGCAGCUCAGUCAGCAAGAGUUGCAACAAAUCCGUCAGAAUCAGCUUGGUUUAGCGCCUCCUCAACAGAUCACCCUAAUAACCACUGCUCCAAAAGAGAUUAUUGUUCCUCAACAACAACAGCCCCAACAACAGCAACAGGUGAUUAAAAUUCAACAGCAGCCCAUUCAGCAACAGCCAGUGGUUUCAAGCACGAUUCAGGCCAAGGCCGCAUCAGCUCCACCCGCACCGCUAAGUCAGAAAAUGGUUGUAAAACAGCAGCUUGAAGCUAAAAUCCAGAAGCAAAAACAAGCUGCUGCUGCAGCAGCUCAAGCCCAAGCUCAGGCUCAGCUUCAGGCCCAAGCACAGGCCCAAGCUCAAGCCCAGGCGCAAACUCUUAUUCGCAUGCAAAAGGCUAUGUCAACCCCGACACAUCACACAGUUAUCAUCCCGAAGCUGGAAGAUCAAAAGACAAUCAUUGCUACUGCCCCAGCCUCAUCUAUAGCUGGAGCACACCAUCAUAAAGGUCAGAAUAAUGUUGGCUUAAUGUGGAACGACGGCAAUCAGACCAUCUUCCUUGUUGGACUUCCUCCACAUGACAAUGGAAAGAAGCUAAUGAAUGGUCACCAUCGAACCACAUCCCUGCCCAGCAUUGUAUUCCCAAUAACUCCCGCAGAGCAGCAAAUAAUUGAGGCCAAACGUCAGCAAAUGCAGCCAAGAAUCCAAUUGGAUAUAAAACCACAAAACCUACCCCCACCGCCGCUGUACGAAGAGGCAACUAAGCAACUCUGCACAGUUAAAAUUAAGGAAGAAAUCAUAGAACAACCACAACAAAGAAAUGGCAUAAAUCCAACUCUGGUCACAGCAGUUCCCUCUUCCAAGCGCAAACAACAUGUGAAAUCGGAAAAACUUACCGAUGUCCUCGAUAUUCUUAUCAAUCAGGGUGAACUACCCGAGAGCGCUAGAGAACCACUCACUCCAAUAACUCCACUCACGCCCGGCGGCAGCAGCAUCAUGACCGACAUGAGUGGCAAUCUGAUCAUUUCACCUGCUCCACCUGCACCUCCACCAGUUACAGUGACAACAAUGGACACAACACUUGCAACAACUGCAUCUCCAUCUUUCCAACUUCUUAACACUCCAGCUCCACCACCACCUCCGCCGCCACCAGCUCCAACGCUACAAUCUCCCCAGCCUCCGCUCUUGCUGGAGAACAUAGAAAUGUCUUCGCCAAUGCAAUCGAAUUGCCAUAUAGACCCGGCAAAGACACUGGACAUAUUCCUGGAGCAACAGCACCAGCACCAGUCCUCGCCCACAUUGCAUCAAGAAAAAUCAUCACCCGAUGAUCGCGACAACAAAUUGAAUCACUUCGAUGAAUUCGAAUUGCUCGAGCUCAUGAGUCAACAGCUGGAAAUGGAUAUUGGUGGUGACGACAAUUGCCACAAUUUUCCAGACCUACAGCAGCAGCAACAUGCACAACAGCAGCAGGACACAUCCCAAAAUAAACAAUCAAUAUCACCGCCAAUGCGACGUGACAUGAAUCCCUCGCUCCAACCAUCCAUCAGUGAGCUCAUCCAGCAGCAGCAAAGCACUUCCAUCAGCAACAAUAAUUCCAACCUCCCCAUGACCAAUGGCUUGGUGCACCAUCAGCACCACCAUCACCACCACAACCAUCACCUCCAUCAUCAACAUCAUCCACAACAGCAGCAUCAGCAGCAUCAUCCAUUGCAACAUCACAGUGUCAAUAAUAAUCCUGGCGAAUCGUCCUCGUCCAGUUUUGCGUCGUCAAACAAUAAUUUCUCAUCGACGCCAAUGGACGUGUGCGAUGACUUUGACAAUCCUUUGGCAAGUUUCAGUUUCAGUUCGCAGCUAUCGCCUGACUCAAAUAUAAACACUCCGCCACAUCAUCCAUUUGGCGAAGAGGGUGGUAUUAUAUCUGUUGGUGGUGCUAAUAGUGGUGAUAGUACAGUCGGUGGUGGUGGUGGUAGUGGUGGGAACAAUAGUUGUGGUCUCAUGUCAUCAUCAUCCCAUUCCGGCUCGUCGCCCUCGGGGCACAAUAAUUCGAUUUUGGAACAAAUGUCAGUUUGUGGCAACAAUAUUGGUGGUCAGAAUCAAGGUGCUUCAAUGAUGGAUAACUCGGAUAAUUUCGGAGACAGCCACUUGUCGCCAAUAAAUCAGGACAACAUUUUGGAUCUUUUCAAUAUUGACGAUUACAAGAUGUCCUGGGGUGAAGGAGAUUUUGCUGUCUAAACGAAAAGCAAAAACAACAACAUCAUGUUGUCUUGAGAGAAGAAGAGAAAAGAGAAGAGACGUGCAUUUAUUAUUAUAAAUGAUGUGUGAACGCGAUUUAGUAGCUACCCUUGGGGCAAAAAACAAGGAGGUUUUACUCCUUAAAAUAAUAUUUUUUUUUUUAACUUUGAAUGUAUGGUUUAUAUUUGAAAAUGAAAAUGUAAAAAAAAAAACAUGAAAAGAAAAUGUCAGAGUAAUGAAAUAAAAAAACAAAAAAGAAUUUAAACAAAAAAAAAAAAAAACGUAAAAUUAGACCAUUCCAAUGAAAUUCUUAAGAAAAAACAAAAACA